CUAUUGUGACGGGAGGGUCUCGCGCGCGGACGCUGCGGUUCUGGGUCGGACAGAGCGGACCGGUACCAGCUGAACAGCCGCGGGGGGGCAUGGGGAGUCCCGCGGAGCCCCGGAGCGGCCGCCGCCCGGAACCGAGCGCCUUCACCGGCGAGACUCCGCGGGUUUAACGGACGGUCGGCCGGUUCUCCGCCUCCAUUUUGGCUGUCGGUGAUGGAGCUCAUCCGGACACCCAAGGUGGAACAGGUCCGCCUCCUGGACCGGGCCGCGGGCCAGAGGAAGGCCAGCGUGGGGACGCUGUACCUGUCCGCCACCCACACCAUCUUUGUGGAGAACGACCCCGAGACCCGCAGAGAGACCUGGGUUCUGCACAGCAUGGUCUACAGCGUGGAGAAACCCCCCACCACGCCCUCCGGAGGUCAGCUGAUGCUGCGCUGCAAAGACUUCCGGCUCUUCCAGAUCUUCAUCCCGCAGGAGAAAGACUGUUUGGACGUUCACGCAUCGCUGCUCCGUCUGACACGACCAGAGAAGUACAGCGAGCUCUUCUGCCUCUCCUUCAACCCCAGCGUGAACAAGGAGGAGCGCGAGGAAUCCUGGAAUUUCCUGGACCUGAUGGCGGACUACAGGAGGAUGGGCGUUCCCAACAACCUGUGGGUUUCCACGGCGGCGAACAGCGAGUUCAGGGUGUGCGACACCUACCCCCCCCAGCUCUUCAUCCCAAAGUCGGCCACGCCCGCCGUCGUUGUGGGCAGCGCCAGGUUCAGGAGCCGAGGGCGGUUUCCUGUUCUGUCCUACUUCCACCAGGACACACUGGCCGCCGUGUGCCGCUGCAGCCAGCCGCUGUCGGGCUUCAGCGGCCGCAGUCCGGAGGACGAGAUGAUGCUGCACGCCGUGAUGAAGGCCAACCCCGGCAGCGACUUCAUCUACGUUGUAGACACCAGGCCCAAGCUCAACGCCAUGGCGAACCGAGCGGCAGGAAAAGGCUACGAGAACGAGGACCACUACUCCAACAUCCGGCUGACCUUCAUCGGCAUCGAGAACAUCCACGUGAUGAGGAGCAGCCAGCAGAAGGUCAUCGACGUGGGCGACAUGCGCUCCCCGUCCAUGACCGACUUCCUGUGGGGGCUGGAGAACUCGGGAUGGCUGAAGCACAUCAAAGCCGUUCUGGACGCCGGAGUCUUCAUCGCCAGGGCGGUGGCCGAUGAAGGCGUCAGUGUUCUGGUCCACUGCUCUGACGGUUGGGACCGGACCGCCCAGGCCUGCUCUGUGGCCAGCAUCCUGCUGGACCCGUUCUACAGAACCAUCAAAGGACUCAUGCUGCUGAUUGAGAGAGACUGGGUCUCCUUCGGUCACAAGUUCUCCCACAGGUACGCUCACCUGGACGGAGACCCCAGAGAGGUGUCGCCCGUCAUCGACCAGUUCCUGGAGUGCGUGUGGCAGCUGUCCGAGCAGUUCCCGUGCGCCUUCCAGUUCAACGAGCGCUUCCUCAUCGCCGUGCGCACGCACGUGUACUCCUGUCAGUUCGGCAACUUCCUGGGGAACUGCGAGAAGGAGCGGCGCGACAUGAGGCUCCGCGAGCGCGCUCACUCCGUCUGGCCUCAGCUGUGGCGGGACCGGGCCCAGUUCACCAACCCGCUGUACCAGGCCGAGCAGAGCCAGAGCCAGGGCGUGCUGAGACCCAACACCACCCCCUACUGCUUCAAAAUGUGGAAGGGGCUCUACAACCACGCCGAGAGGCCGCCGCCUCCUCGCAAGUCCCCCGCUGUGAGGGGGCAGGGCCAGCAGCUGGAGGCGGAGCUGACCAAUCACCAGGAGGUACCAGCAGGAGGACCCGCCCACCACCCCCCCGGCUCCAGACAAGAGGAUCAGCGCGCUGACGGGGCAGCCAAUCACGAGGCAGGAAGUCCAGGUCCUGAGGUGGAGGACUGACCGGCUGCAGCACAGACGCCGUGGGCCGGCACCCACCCAUCCCACCCAAUCACCAACCCCGCCCCCUUGCCUCAGCACAUCACCCCCGAGGCCCACGGCGACCUGCAGUCAGUGAGGACGGCGAGGGGGGCAGUGAGGACCCCCGGCUGGAGUGACGGCGUCCGUGCUGCUGGCUGAACUUUAGCUCCGCCCCCCGGUGGACAGACUCUACACUCUUAUUUAUCGAAGCUUGUAAAGUGAAGGACUUUUAUACGUUUUUAAUGUGGGAGGGGCCACAGCUGCUGCAGCGGCGGGCCGAGCCGCUCCACCUGGAGCGAGGAGAGCGUUUGGACCUUCUCUGAACCGGACCUGGAGCUCGUUAGCAUCGUUAACGAAUCCUCAUCACAAACGUUCGUUUUCUUCUCCACUCGAGUCCUGAGCCUCGUUCGGGUUUUCACGCCCCCUUGUGGUCGCUGUGAGGAAGUUCUCCUCUGUUUGAAGAAGGAAACUCGUUUCCAGGUGAGUUUGGGGGCGGGGCCUGUUCUCAGGAGGAAUUCCUGCUGGAACAAGCGGACCUCUGGGUUCUUUAGCCUGCUCAGUCCUGCCGUCCUCGGGCCUCACACGGGUUCUGGUACCACAGAAGCUCCCGUCAAAACCCAAACAACAGAACUGAACAGAACUGAAGAGGUUAAAGAAUCCUGAACAGAACCGCAUCCGGUUCUGCUAUUGAAACGCCUAAACAAAGGUUCUGAAGAGUCUGCUGUGAUCCAGUAUCCAAGUCUCACAGAACCAGGCCUGAACUGGGUCUAAACCGGGCCUUAACUGGUUCUGAACUGGGCCCAGACUGGGUCUGAACCGGGCCUUAACUGGUUCUGAAAAAGUUUAGAACUGAUUCUGUACCGGGCCUGGAUUGGGUCUGAACUGGGUUUGAAACAGUUCUGAACUGGACAUUAACCGGUUUAGAACCAGGCCUGAACAGGGUCUGAACUGGGUCUGAACCGGGCCUGAACAGGGUCUGAAAUGGGCCUGGACUGCGUCUGAACCGGGCCUGAACUGGGUUUGAACCGGGCCUGGACUGCGUCUGAAACGGGCCUGAACUGGGUGUGAACCGGGCCUGGACUGCGUCUGAAACAGGCCUGAUCUGGGUCUGAACCGGGCCUGAACUGGGUUUGAACCGGGCCUGGACUGCGUCUGAAACGGGCCUGAACUGGGUCUGAACCGGGCCUGAACAGGGUCUGAAAUGGGCCUGGACUGCGUCUGAAACAGGCCUGAUCUGGGUCUGAACCGGGCCUGAUCUGGGUCUGAACCGGGCCUGAACUGGGUCUGAACCGGGCCUGGACUGCGUCUGAACCGGGCCUGGACUGCGUCUGAACCGGGCCUGAACUGGGUUUGAACCGGGCCUGGACUGCGUCUGAAUGGUUCCAGCGUGGGAGGUUGACCUCGGCUGACCUGACUUUGGCACUCGAGGGUUCGAGUAUGUUUCAGAACUGGACGGUGAUCCAGUUUCUGGAACUAGCUGGUUCUGCUGAUCUUCAUCAGCGAGUCCAGAACAUUCUGAUGACUCACACUGAGAAAACACUCCAAGUCCAGCAGAACCUCCAUCCAUGUUCUCAUUGCCCUUGUUUGGGUUGCUGGAGCCUAUCCCAGCUGUCAGGUGAUGGUGUGCUUCAUCCUGAUCAUCAGACAGUUACAGACAACUGAAGCGGGAGGAACCCACACAUGAACAAGGAGAACCUGCAAACUCCACACAGACAGACUGGACCGGGUCUGGAGUUCUGAUGAGAUCGUGUCUUCCACCAAGAUGAUCCAUGUUAGAAAAAACUCCAAAACUGUUUAAGGGAAUCUGUGUAAGAAACGUGAGACUUUAAAUAAACUGAUGUUUCCUGGUCCUG
Oryzias melastigma (Indian medaka) is the source of this 3797-nucleotide messenger RNA. RefSeq names its product myotubularin related protein 7b (gene mtmr7b). Gene Ontology annotation, biological process: dephosphorylation. The record is from RefSeq and is a predicted model, not a curated record. The transcript is spliced from 14 exons. Gene Ontology annotation, molecular function: phosphatase activity. NCBI's taxonomy places the organism in Eukaryota, Metazoa, Chordata, Actinopteri, Beloniformes, Adrianichthyidae. Bases 211 to 1926 code for a protein of 571 amino acids.